Messenger RNA from Plutella xylostella (diamondback moth), 648 nucleotides. RefSeq names its product glutathione S-transferase 1. Gene Ontology annotation, molecular function: glutathione transferase activity. Gene Ontology annotation, biological process: glutathione metabolic process. The record is from RefSeq and is marked provisional. Lineage: Eukaryota; Metazoa; Arthropoda; Insecta; Lepidoptera; Plutellidae.
AUGUCAGGCAUAAAACUUUAUCACUUCGGCGUGAGUGGUCCUUCAAGAGGAGCACUUUUAGCCGCGAGAGCUCUCGGUGUACCGAUAGAAGUAGAGCAAGUGGAUCUAUUCAAAAAGGAGCAACUAAAGGGCCGUAUUUCUGAGAUAAACCCACAGCAUUGCGUGCCUACGUUGGACGAUAACGGGUUUGUGCUGUGGGAGAGCCGCGCUAUCGCCUGCUACUUGGCUGAUAAAUAUGGGAAAGAUGACCAGUUGUACCCUCGGGAUCUCCAGAGGCGCGCGCUAGUCAACCAGCGGUUGUACUUCGAUAGCUCUUCUUUAUAUGUUAAGAUCAGAGCCAUUUGUUUCCCGAUUCUAUUUCUCGGUGUUAAAGAGAUAGUGCCAUCAUUGAAAGACGACUUGAAUGCCACUCUAGCAUUCUUGGAACAGUUCCUUACUGGUAGCAAAUGGGUGGCCGGGGAUAACUACACUAUUGCCGACACCUCCAUCUAUGCUUCCUUGUCUAGCAUACUGGCAGUUGGCUGGGAUAUUUCAAGUUUCCCCAAUAUCCAGCGGUGGGUGAAAGACUGUGCCAUAUUACCUGGCUUUGAAGAGAACCAAGAGGGUGCCAAACUCUUUGGAGAAGCCGUAAAGAAGAAUCUUCAAUGA